CUCCUAAGCCUCACACAGUUUUGGGAACAGAGCGACGUAAACGUUAAUUUAAAUAUCUCCAGAAGAGUCAAACCACUAGUUCUUAAAUUAAAUUAGUAUUAAAAUUAAAAGUUUAAUAAAAAUUAAUAGUGUCGCCAGAAAGUAUGGACGUAGCGUCGUAUAGGAAAGAAUUCACAGUGGAGCAACUUAUAAAGGCAAAUAUAAUGAAACAGAAAAAUCAGCAAACACCUAUAAAAGAUAUGGAAGACAGAAUAACAAAAGUUGAAAAUGAAAAAGAUAAUGCUGCAGAUAAUCAGGCACAAACAAAAGAUUCCGCAUCGGAGAAGAACAAUUUGACAGAGUGCAGAAAGGCUAAGAAAUCUAGAUACAGGACGACGUUCACUGCGUUCCAACUACAAGAAAUGGAGCGAGCAUUCGAGAAGGCCCCAUACCCAGAUGUCUUUGCGAGAGAGGAGCUGGCUAUGAGGAUAGGGCUCAGCGAAGCACGAGUCCAGGUAUGGUUCCAGAACAGAAGGGCAAAGUGGAGGAAGAGAGAAAGUCCGAGAAAACCAAUGAAUUAUCAGUCAAGUCCCUAUUCUCCAUUUUCCCAGUCUCAAUACCUGAACACAGCGCUCUCUGGUAUUAACUACAACCCUCUAGAGAAGUUCUCACUAAUGACGUCACAGUAUGACUCAACACCAGGUGUCGCUAGUGCCUUCCAGCCACGAUUCUCACCAUAUAUGCAGUUCACUGGUUACCCUAUGACAGCUCCUUUCAGUCCAGGGCCUUACCCAAUCUCAACCACAACAAACAUACAAGAUCACAUGAUGCAGAACUUACAAGACCGAAAUUCCAAUUGCCAAAUUUCCCAGAAUGCAACACUAACUGAUGAUGUCACAAUAGACAAUAAAAAAUUGAAUCGUCCAAUAUGAACCAACACAACCAUAAUAUCUGUCAGUAAGGGCAUAACCCCAAUAUGAAAAUUCUGGCCAGUAAGGAAAGGAAUAUGCAAUGGUCACCUCAAGACUAUACCUAUAAACUGUCAUCAACUGAUAAUUAAGAAAUCAUUAAGUUGACUUGAUAGUUUCAAGACUGACACUGUAGUGUUGGG
This is a messenger RNA of Owenia fusiformis, 1090 nucleotides long. The record is from the annotation of a GenBank genome assembly. NCBI's taxonomy places the organism in Eukaryota, Metazoa, Annelida, Polychaeta, Sabellida, Oweniidae.